Molecule: messenger RNA, 1035 nt
Organism: Scomber japonicus (chub mackerel)
Lineage: Eukaryota; Metazoa; Chordata; Actinopteri; Scombriformes; Scombridae
Gene: nrip2
Product: nuclear receptor interacting protein 2
Exons: 6
Coding region: 205-1035 (276 amino acids)
Biological process (GO): proteolysis
Molecular function (GO): aspartic-type endopeptidase activity
Source: RefSeq, a predicted model, not a curated record
GCAGCAGCAUUUCAGAAAGGGCAAAUCAGGGUGGAAGAGGCUAAAUUUGCAGGUUUAUUCUGUUGCUAAGGAUCUUUAAAGAGGACCUAUACAUCACUGUGGGAACACGGACGUCUACUCUCUCUCUUAUAGUCUGCAAGAGCUCACCCUGCUGCUGAAAAAUAAAAAAUACAAAACAUUAAAAUUGCUUCAUAGUCUGAGACCAUGAGUGAAGCGAAGAAAGGUGAGCUAGCCAUCCGGGAUAAAGCCAUCCUGCACCAGCAGAGGCGUCUGAAGCAGGCCACUCAGUUCACACACAAGGACUCUGCUGACCUCCUGCCCCUGGAUGGGCUGAAGAGACUGGGAACGUCCAAAGAUUUGCAACCUCACAACAUUGUCCAGCGUCGCCUCCUGGAUGGAAACAUCACACGGCUGAGGGGGGAGGCCCGUGACCCCAGCUCUAGGGUUCGUUCCCCACUUGCCGAUAACAAGGACGGACCAGCCGACACUGAGGAGAGGAGCGAGAGCACAGCUGAUGACUCCACAGAGGAGAGAGAGUCUCUGGAGGAAAGCGAGAGGAGCUUACGGUCGGAUGAGGAGGACGACAGCAGUGAAGCCGGGGCCAGACAGACAGCUGAGAAGACCGAGGGCACGGAGAGCCCGACCCUCCUCACAGCUCUGGUUGUUCAAUGCAAGUGCUGCGAGACUGAAGUCAAGGCUUCCAUCAACACCGGCAGCCAACACAACCACAUCUCCACCUCUUGCUGCCAGAGGCUGGGACUGGUGCCCAGUCAGGACAGUUCACCAUGUGGUGUGACCAGUUCAGUGACGGAUCUGCAGCUGCAGCUGGGCAGACAGACGGUCCAGUGCUCAGCUUAUGUCAAAGAGGAUGAGGCGUUUGAGCUGUGCCUGGGUCUUCAGACUCUGCUGGAACUUAAUUGCUGCUUGGACCUGAGCAGUCGGGUGUUGAAGCUGCAGGGCUGUGACGAGGAGCUGCCCUUCCUGAACCCUACGACCGACAGCCAGUGCCACCACGACACCAACGAGAACCUGUGA